This is a messenger RNA of Iphiclides podalirius (scarce swallowtail), 519 nucleotides long. The record is from the annotation of a GenBank genome assembly. NCBI's taxonomy places the organism in Eukaryota, Metazoa, Arthropoda, Insecta, Lepidoptera, Papilionidae.
AUGCAAUUGAUAUCGACUUCAACGAACAACUUGGAAUUAAUUAGUAAUAGUGUUUUAAGUGCUCAAGAAGUUACACAACUAAUUGCGAUGAGUUCGAGCGUGUGCUACAAGUGCAACAGGACCGGCCACUUCGCCCGCGAGUGCACGCAGGGCGGCGUGGCGCCGCGCGACGCCGGCUUCAACCGGCAGCGCGAGAAGUGCUUCAAGUGCAACCGCACCGGGCACUUCGCGCGCGACUGCAAGGAGGAGGCCGACCGUUGCUACAGAUGCAACGGCACCGGGCACAUAGCGCGCGAGUGCGCGCAGAGCCCCGACGAGCCGUCGUGCUACAACUGCAACAAGACGGGCCACAUCGCGCGCAACUGCCCCGAGGGGGGGCGCGACAGCUCCGGCCAGACUUGCUACACGUGCAACAAGGCGGGCCACAUCUCGCGCAACUGCCCAGACGGCACCAAGACGUGCUACGUGUGCGGCAAGCCGGGCCACAUCUCGCGCGACUGCGACGACUCGGAGCGCAAC